AAUUGUCGAACUGGGGUUUCUAGUCCCUCCUGGCUUCCCGUUCUCCAGACCCGGCGGACGGAGACAACCGAGGCCUCCAUAUUGAAAAAGCGACCCGGCCCCUAAAGGGUCGUUGAGGUGCGGACAGCUCUGCAGACCAGCCUCGGCUGCUCCAGGGAAAAGCAAUAUGUUAAGGAUACCUGUAACAAGGGCCUUAAUAGGCCUUUCUAAGUCUCCUAAAGGAUGUGCUCGAACAACUGCCACAGCAGCAAGCAACUUGAUUGAAGUAUUUGUUGAUGGUCAGUCUGUCAUGGUGGAACCAGGAACUACCGUCCUUCAAGCUUGUGAGAAGGUUGGCAUGCAGAUCCCUCGAUUCUGUUAUCAUGAAAGGUUGUCAGUUGCCGGAAACUGCAGGAUGUGCCUUGUUGAAAUUGAGAAAGCGCCUAAGGUUGUAGCUGCUUGUGCCAUGCCAGUAAUGAAAGGUUGGAAUAUCCUGACAAACUCAGAGAAAUCUAAGAAAGCCAGAGAAGGUGUGAUGGAGUUCUUAUUAGCAAAUCACCCAUUGGACUGUCCUAUUUGUGACCAAGGAGGUGAAUGUGAUUUGCAGGAUCAGUCCAUGAUGUUUGGAAGUGAUAGGAGCCGAUUUUUAGAGGGGAAACGUGCUGUGGAGGACAAGAACAUUGGGCCAUUGGUAAAAACCAUUAUGACUAGAUGUAUACAGUGUACUCGCUGCAUCAGAUUUGCAAGUGAGAUUGCAGGAGUAGAUGAUUUGGGAACAACAGGCAGAGGAAAUGAUAUGCAGGUUGGCACAUACAUUGAAAAGAUGUUCAUGUCUGAACUUUCUGGAAAUAUCAUUGACAUAUGCCCUGUAGGUGCCCUGACCUCUAAGCCCUAUGCCUUUACCGCCCGGCCUUGGGAAACAAGAAAGACAGAAUCCAUUGAUGUGAUGGAUGCAGUUGGAAGUAAUAUUGUGGUCAGCACAAGAACUGGAGAGGUGAUGAGGAUUUUGCCAAGGAUGCACGAGGACAUCAAUGAAGAAUGGAUCUCUGAUAAAACCAGAUUUGCCUAUGAUGGGCUAAAACGUCAAAGACUUACCGAGCCGAUGGUCAGAAAUGAAAAGGGGCUUUUAACGUAUACCACCUGGGAGGAUGCGCUCUCUCGUGUAGCUGGAAUGUUGCAGAGUUUUCAAGGCAGUGAUGUGGCAGCAGUUGCAGGUGGCUUGGUGGAUGCUGAAGCCCUGGUAGCUCUCAAAGAUUUACUUAAUAGAGUGGACUCUGACACCCUGUGCACUGAAGAGGUCUUCCCCACUGCGGGAGCUGGCACGGAUCUGCGUUCCAAUUACCUUCUUAAUACUACAAUUGCUGGUGUGGAAGAGGCGGAUGUUGUCCUUUUGGUUGGUACAAAUCCACGUUUUGAGGCACCACUAUUUAAUGCUAGAAUUCGAAAAAGCUGGCUUCACAAUGACUUACAAGUGGCCCUUAUAGGCAGCCCGGUGGAUCUCACUUACAGAUAUGACCAUCUGGGAGAUUCUCCCAAAAUUCUUCAAGACAUUGCUUCGGGUAGCCAUCCAUUCAGCCAGAUCCUAAAGGAAGCUAAAAAACCAAUGGUAGUCCUAGGCAGUGCUGCACUCCAAAGAAAUGAUGGAGCAGCAAUUCUUGCAGCUGUUUCCAACAUUGCCCAAAAGAUUCGGAUGAGUAGUGGUGUUACUGGUGACUGGAAAGUAAUGAAUAUCCUUCAUAGAAUCGCAAGCCAAGUAGCUGCUUUGGACCUUGGCUAUAAACCUGGGGUGGAAGCAAUUCGGAAGAACCCUCCCAAAGUACUGUUUCUUCUGGGAGCAGAUGGAGGUUGUAUCACUCGACAGGAUUUGCCAAAGGACUGUUUCAUUAUUUAUCAAGGACAUCACGGUGAUGUCGGAGCUCCUAUAGCUGAUGUCAUUCUCCCCGGCGCUGCUUACACAGAGAAGUCUGCCACUUACGUCAACACUGAGGGCCGAGCUCAGCAGACUAAAGUAGCAGUGACACCUCCUGGCUUGGCAAGAGAAGACUGGAAAAUUAUAAGAGCCCUUUCUGAGAUUGCAGGAAUGACUCUACCAUAUGAUACUCUGGAUCAAGUAAGGAACAGAUUGGAAGAAGUCUCUCCUAAUCUUGUUCGAUAUGAUGAUGUUGAAGGAGCUAAUUAUUUCCAACAAGCGAAUGAGCUCUCCAAGCUAGUGAACCAGCAGCUUCUUGCUGAUCCACUUGUUCCACCUCAGCUAACAAUAAAAGACUUCUACAUGACAGAUUCAAUUAGCAGAGCCUCACAGACAAUGGCCAAAUGUGUCAAAGCUGUCACAGAGGGUGCUCAGGCAGUAGAGGAACCAUCCGUAUGCUGAAAUAUCUACUGGGACCCAGUUUUGCUACAGUUAGUUAAUGGACAGUUAUGUUGGAGUGCUCUCUUCGAGGUAUCUCUUUAAAAAAUAAUCUGAAUGAUGUCAUAUUUAAGGUUCUACCAUGUUUUAUUUGAACACGAUAUUGCAAUUAUCAAAGAGCUUGAGAUUUCAAAGCAUUUAUGUAUUGUGUGUAAACCUUGUUAAACAGCUUAAUAAACAUUAUACAGAUGCUCUUUCAUGUAAAGGCAUUGACAAUCUUUGUGACAAAAAAAGAAAAUCCUUAAAAUGUGAAUUUUUAUUUAUCUUCAUUGAUGACUUACAUUUGUAAAAUGGUUGAAAUAAGAAUAGCUUCCAUUAGGGCCUUUUUUUUUAAGUGCUAAAGAAAAAAUUUAUGUAUUCUGUCAAGCUGGGUAAAUAGAAAAAAUAUAUAUAAUAUAACCAUACAUCAGACAUGUAUCUUGGACAACUCUAAUUAAUAAUAAUCAUAAUAAUGAUAGCUAAUGAUUAUUCAGGUUUUUUAAUGUGCUAAGCACUCUGGUUUUACAUACAUUAUCUUGUUUUGUCCUUGUUACAUCCCUUUGAGGCAGUGUUAUCUCAUUUUACAGAUGAAGAAACUGAAGCCCAGGGAUAUUGGGUGGAUAUUGGGAUAUUGCUGAAAGCCACGGCAAAAAAAAAAGUCAUAGAAUCACGCCUGAUUUUCUGACUUCAAAGCCUAUUUGUUCUUAAUUGCUGUACAUAAUUUCCUCCCAUUAAUACAGAUUCCAUAGGUUGUUACUUCUAAGAAUUAGUAUUGAGGAGCUUAAUGGAUAACACAUUUUUCUGUUUUCUCUUGAAUCUGUUUAUAAUGUUGUGGUGAUUUAUGUGAUUUUUUUUCCUGUAUAAUAGAUUGCAUACAUAUGCACCCUUGGAAUGAGGGAGGUCUCAAGAGAUAUAAUUUAGGUCCUCAUCGAUGUUCCAUAUUUAUUAUAUUAAUACCAUCUGUAGUAUUAAGCAACUAAAUUAUUCCAGGGAUAGAAGACAAAACUAACAGCUUUCAUAAUUUUCAAUUGUCAAAAAAAAAUUAAAAUUUUACACUUAAUCUAGGAGAUAAUCUAAUGCUAUAUUAAAUGUUUUUCCAAAUCUAUGUUCAGAAUCCUUUGUUUUGUAAUUUUUACUCCUUUCUGCUUUCACUAAAGACUUAGCCCUGACUAUAGGUUACAACUUUACUGAUAUAACAGAGGGUAAGAUUUUUUAGACUAUAGUAUGCCAUCAGUACUUUGUCUUUAAAAAUUGUACAAAAUUUGUCACCUAACAGCUUUUACAGAAUCUUGUUAUUUUAUUCACUUCAGUGAUAUGUCAUGCAAUUGUGUACUUUGCUUAAAGUACUUUGCUUAAAAUUCUUAGUUGCCUGAAAUUGUAUAAAUUCUUGCUGAAAGUCUUUGAAUUUAAUACAAAUGUCUUAUCCCUCUCUGCCUUCUUUACCCCUUAGCACUGUUGCUGACCUCAAGGGGGCAUAUAAUUUUAGUAUGUAUUUUACAUAGUACUCUUCAUUGAAUGAGUAUAGACUUCAUAAGAUUCUUGGUGAAGGAAUAACUCAUUCAAAUGGAGAAAAAGUGAUAUAUGAGUAAGAUGGUCCAGGAUCCUAGGGCUGCCAUCUAGGCAGCAUGUGUUGAACUUGUAAUUCUGUAAAGAAAACCUUGUCUGGGCUAAGUAGUACUCAGUAAGAUGUGUUGAUUUUUUGUGAAGUAAAAUGAAAGGCCAUCCCAGGGGCACCUAUUAGCCACUUAAUGCUGAAUAUUAAGGUUAUUGUGAGUGUAAACAUUGAAGAUGGUUGCCAGACUUUCCAAAGAAAAGCCCCAGAUAGGAGAAAAAUACAUCUAGGUAAGAAGAGUAACGUUGCUGAUGAAAUUUUGAUUCUAAGCAGUGAGGGAGUCAACAAUGAGAAAUCUGCAAAGGAUCAAGGUCAAGUCAUUUUGGGUGAAGAUGGCAAUCCAGAAAAACUCUGGACUAAUAAUGCCAUUCAGAGAGGACCUUCUGAAUAUGGCCAUUAAAGCUUUAAGUACAUUAUGUCUAAUUUUCACAAAAAUUCUGCGAUCAGUUGGUAUAUAAGACCAAAAAAAUAUCAAAUAACUUGCCCAUUGUCACCCAGUUAGAGACUAAAAGCAAGAAUGUUUAAUUAAAGAUACUUUUAUUGACCCAUUUUGCCUCUAAUAAAAACCUUUUGGACCACUAUAAAAACUGAAUAGAUGUACAGGAAAAAUCUUAAAGCUUAAACUUCAUACAGUAUGCCCCCCAAAUUUAUUGUAAGUUUUAUUACAGUGAAUACAUUAAUAAAAGUACUACACCUUCUUAA
Messenger RNA from Vicugna pacos (alpaca), 4679 nucleotides. RefSeq names its product NADH:ubiquinone oxidoreductase core subunit S1 (gene NDUFS1). Gene Ontology annotation, molecular function: NADH dehydrogenase (ubiquinone) activity; iron-sulfur cluster binding. The record is from RefSeq and is a predicted model, not a curated record. Lineage: Eukaryota; Metazoa; Chordata; Mammalia; Artiodactyla; Camelidae. Gene Ontology annotation, cellular component: membrane. Gene Ontology annotation, biological process: ATP synthesis coupled electron transport.